This is a messenger RNA of Parathielavia appendiculata, 1314 nucleotides long. Its product is annotated as actin depolymerizing protein. Lineage: Eukaryota; Fungi; Ascomycota; Sordariomycetes; Sordariales; Chaetomiaceae. Gene Ontology annotation, biological process: actin filament depolymerization; barbed-end actin filament capping. Gene Ontology annotation, cellular component: actin filament; cytoplasm. The record is from RefSeq and is a predicted model, not a curated record. Gene Ontology annotation, molecular function: actin filament binding; actin monomer binding. The transcript has 4 exons. Bases 133 to 1134 code for a protein of 333 amino acids.
UUUCCAGGUUUGGACAAGUAAGAACGCAUUGAGAGGCGGAACUCAGAUGAAUAUGGUUUCGGUGUUGUCAAACCCCGCCUGGCCAUUACAGGAGCAACCGAUUUCACAACUCGGAGUCUCGAGCAAUUCACGAUGCAGUCCGGCAUCUCAGUUUCGCAGGAGCUCGUCUCGCAGUUCAACGACCUCCUCGCGUCGGACACGCACUUUGCACUGCUCGCGACCAUCUCGUCCGAACAGCUGCGCCCGCUGCAGCUGCUGACACCAUCGUCACGGAGCUCGUUCGCAUCGAAUGUCGAGUCCCUGCUGCAGCCGCACAUCAAGCCCAAUGAGGCGCUCUACAUCAUCCUCCGCCGCUACUCGUCCGGCCCGGCCCUGGUGGCCGUGACGUACGUACCCGAUACUGCGCCAGUGCGCCAGAAGAUGCUGUUUGCCUCAACACGCCUGACGCUUGUACGCGAGCUGGGGAGCGAGCACUUCCGCGAUACCUGGUUCGCGACCACUCCCGACGAGCUCACCCCGGCCGGCUUCGAGAAGCACGAUGCGCACAGUGCACUAGAGGCCCCGCUCACCGAGGAGGAGAGGAGCUUGGGUGAUGUGCGGCGCGCCGAGCAGGAGGCCGGCAUAGGCACGGCCACGCGCGAGAUCCACUUGAGCAAAAACAUGGCCACGGCCAUUGCUGAUGAAGCGCUCGACGCGCUAAAGGCACUGGGUGCAGGAGAGAGGUCGCUAGUCAUGCUGAAAAUCAACCCACAAUCCGAGUCCGUCGAGCUGGUUCCUGACGCGUCGGCCCCCGGCUCGAUCCCUGAUCUGGUGCGGGCCAUCUCCCCCACCGAGCCCCGCUUCACCUUUUACAGGUUCACCCACACGCACAACGGCAUCGAGACCAGCCCUCUUCUGUUCUUUUACACGUGCCCCACCAGCUUCAGCACCAAGGCCAUUAAGUUCCGCAUGAUGUACCCCCUGAUGAAGCGCUCGGUCCUGGCUGUCGCCGAAAAGGAGGCGGGCUUGCAACCUGAGAAGAAGUUCGAGGUUGAGGAUGCCAGCGAGAUCACCGAGCAGGGCGUCAUUGAUGAGUUGCAUCCCAGAGUCGAGGUGAAGACGGGCUUCAGCCGCCCAAAGCGACCGGGCCGAUGACCAAAUGCAGGGAUGCAUCUGACGUCGGUUACGCGUGUUGCAGCUGCAGCGGCAAGUACAGCAUACAUACGUCUUGAGAUAUCAACAAUGACUUUUGAAGUGCGAGGUUCCUGUUUACUGGGACGCGAUGAUGCGGCAUGGUGCCCUAUUUAAGGGUCGUCCAGCGCCCUAUGUUCUCCU